Messenger RNA from Poeciliopsis prolifica (blackstripe livebearer), 1797 nucleotides. Its product is annotated as tubulin beta-2A chain-like. The record is from RefSeq and is a predicted model, not a curated record. The transcript is spliced from 4 exons. Gene Ontology annotation, cellular component: microtubule; cytoplasm. Gene Ontology annotation, molecular function: GTPase activity; GTP binding; structural constituent of cytoskeleton. NCBI's taxonomy places the organism in Eukaryota, Metazoa, Chordata, Actinopteri, Cyprinodontiformes, Poeciliidae. Gene Ontology annotation, biological process: microtubule cytoskeleton organization; mitotic cell cycle. Bases 130 to 1479 code for a protein of 449 amino acids.
UCCAUCUCGCCGGAUCGACGCACAGUAUAGAAAUAAGGGUGAUUUUGCAGAAAGACGCCAGACAGGACAGUGGACGAAGCCCGAGUCGAGAAAAGCUCUUCCCCCCUGUCCCAGCAUCCGCAGCUCACCAUGAGGGAAAUCGUUCACAUCCAGGCUGGACAGUGUGGAAAUCAGAUCGGGGCGAAGUUUUGGGAGGUGAUCAGCGACGAGCACGGCAUCGACGCCACCGGCAGUUACCAAGGUGAUAGUGACCUGCAGCUGGAGAGGAUAAACGUCUACUACAAUGAGGCCUCGGGCAGCAAAUUUGUGCCACGUGCCAUCUUGGUGGACCUGGAACCUGGGACCAUGGAUUCUGUUCGCUCCGGUCCAUUUGGACAGCUCUUCAGACCUGACAACUUUGUCUUUGGUCAAAGUGGAGCUGGAAAUAACUGGGCCAAAGGUCACUACACAGAGGGAGCUGAGCUGGUGGACUCGGUUCUGGAUGUGGUGAGAAAGGAGUCGGAAAACUGUGACUGCCUUCAGGGCUUUCAGCUUACACACUCCUUGGGUGGAGGCACAGGUUCAGGGAUGGGCACACUGCUCAUCAGCAAAAUCCGUGAGGAGUACCCUGACCGGAUCAUGAACACCUUCAGUGUCAUGCCUUCCCCUAAAGUGUCUGACACCGUGGUGGAACCUUACAAUGCCACCCUUUCUGUCCACCAGCUUGUGGAAAACACAGACGAAACGUUCAGCAUUGACAACGAGGCCCUGUAUGACAUUUGCUUCCGCACCUUGAAGCUUACCACACCAACCUAUGGAGACCUAAACCACCUGGUGUCAGCCACCAUGAGUGGGGUGACCACCUGCCUCCGCUUCCCUGGCCAACUCAAUGCCGACCUCCGCAAGUUGGCAGUCAACAUGGUGCCCUUUCCUCGCUUACAUUUCUUCAUGCCAGGUUUUGCACCCCUCACGAGCCGUGGCAGCCAGCAGUACCGUGCCCUUUCUGUUCCAGAGCUCACUCAGCAAAUGUUUGAUGCCAAGAAUAUGAUGGCAGCGUGCGACCCCCGCCACGGGCGCUACCUUACUGUUGCAGCCAUAUUUCGUGGGCGGAUGUCUAUGAAAGAAGUGGAUGAGCAGAUGUUGAGCGUCCAGAACAAGAACAGCAGCUACUUUGUGGAAUGGAUUCCCAACAAUGUCAAGACAGCCGUUUGCGACAUUCCCCCUCGUGGCCUCAAGAUGUCUGCCACCUUUAUCGGGAACAGCACAGCCAUCCAAGAGCUCUUCAGGAGAAUCUCGGAGCAGUUCACUGCCAUGUUCCGUCGCAAGGCCUUCCUUCACUGGUACACUGGAGAGGGAAUGGAUGAGAUGGAGUUCACUGAGGCUGAGAGCAACAUGAACGACUUAGUGUCAGAGUAUCAGCAGUACCAGGAUGCCACUGCUGAUGAAAUGGGUGAAUAUGAGGAAGACGAAAUAGAAGAUGAGGAAGAUGUGCGGCACUGAUUAGACAUCGGCAUUGAACUUGUUUUAGAAUACAUGUAGUAUGCUUGAGAUACAAAUGUUUAAUUUAAUAUUGCAGAGUGCAGAUUAAAAACUAAAUGCUUAUUCUAAAUAAUGCUGCUGAAACACAUUGCUAUUGCCAAAGCUAAUUAGUGGUGUUAGGACCUGACAAAAGUGAGAGAUGAUGUAUUUUGUUUCCACAAUAAUGCUUUGCCAAUGUAAGAACAAGCUCAGACAUUUGCUUUACACAGUUUUGUAACAAACACUUCAUCAAGCAUCUGUGGUCUACAAUGUACAAUAAACAAUUCAAAUUAAACUUCA